AGUAACAUGAUCUUACCAAAUAAAAAGGACCACCACCCUUCCUUUUAGCAGCUUUUCGUUCUUCACCAACCUGCCCAUUCAAUUUCACCUCUUUAUCUUUCACCUCUUGUUCCCAAUGUCUUUCUCUUCUUCCACGAUCAUCCUCUUCCUCUCCGCUCUCUUCUCUACCGCGUCGCCCUUGGGCUCCCGGGACCCCACCCCAGGCUGCCACCCCAACUUUGGGGGUGUCGCCCUCACUCUGUCCACCCCGAGCGGUGCACUCUCCUGGUCAGCCAAGCCCGUCCUCAACGAUCCCCUCAGUGCUAGUUCAAGUUCUUCCUCCAAGUUCUUCUUCCAACAAAACGGGUUCCCCAUUGUCGACUAUACCGUCAAGACCGUGGAGAACAACAACUUCGCCGUCCAACUUGGUGCCGGUGGGGCACCGUUGAUGGCCAACACCGACCCAUCAGGAAGCAAUCCGUACGCUCUUGUUUCUCGCCUCGUUUCGUCUUUUUUCAACGACUUAUGUACCACCCCCCAUAUAUGCAAGGAAUCAGAAAUGGAUGGUUGAUUGUACAGAGUGUACCUCGAAGGACAUCUCCCAGACAAAGGGCAAGGUCGCUUCGGGAUGCAGCAUCACUUCCACCACCAACAAGCUGUGCGUCACAUCUAAGACUACUCCUGCGACGUUGGCUUCUUGCGAUAACUCGGCGGACCAGCUGUUCGAUAUCACGGCUGUGACUGUUUGAAAGAAUGAUGCUAACGGAGCCUGGGAGGUUGGUUUUGGUUUUUCUUUUGUGGUCCUUUUUUUGUAUUUAAAAAUCAUUCAAGUAACUUUGUAUUACUAGCGGUGUUAGUCUGGG
Messenger RNA from Desarmillaria tabescens, 842 nucleotides. RefSeq lists its product as uncharacterized. Bases 116 to 550 code for a protein of 144 amino acids. The transcript has 2 exons. NCBI's taxonomy places the organism in Eukaryota, Fungi, Basidiomycota, Agaricomycetes, Agaricales, Physalacriaceae. The record is from RefSeq and is a predicted model, not a curated record.